AAAUUGUAAGCGGUAAAGUAGAAUUGAUCGAAGCUGGAGCGUAUAAAGAAGUCGAUGUGUCUUUGAUGGUUCACCCAACGUGGAGAGAUUUAUUGGAUCUAGUUUAUCUAGCUGUAACAAGCGCGAAAAUCGAGUAUUUUGGGAAAGCGAAAAUUUCAACGUCCCCUUGGAAUGGUAGGAAUGCACUUGACGUUGUAGUUUUGGCUUAUAAUGGAAUUUCAUUGUUAAGACAACAAUCGCAAAUCAACAAUAGAAUUAGCAUGUUUAUUACUAAUGGAGGGAAAGUAGUCAAUGUGAUCCCCGAUUACACAUCACUUCAAGUCCAAAUCCGCUCCGAGAGUGUUUCAAUCUUGCAAGAAUUAAAAAGUGUUGAAAAUUGUCUCAAAUCUGCUGCGGACGCUACUGGAUGCACAUAUAAAACUGAGUGGGAUAAAGGAUGCUGUGAUAGACAUUUUGGUAAUGUGGGCUAUGAAGUUCCAAGUAUUCACGCUUUAUACAACAUCGGCACGACGCACAUUAUGCAUACACCCGAAUUUGCGAUAGAAGCUGAAAAAGUAGAGGCACAUCAUAGAACGUUGCGUGCUGCUACAUGUUUAGCAUUGACUGCGUUGGAUGUGUUGGUUGAUGACCAAUU
Molecule: messenger RNA, 634 nt
Organism: Ambispora gerdemannii
Lineage: Eukaryota; Fungi; Glomeromycota; Glomeromycetes; Archaeosporales; Ambisporaceae
Source: the annotation of a GenBank genome assembly